GUUGUCAAUUUAUCAUUUCACUUUAUUUGUUUUUUGUUAUCAAUACAAAAAGAUACAGGGGUAAAUCUUGUAAAAGUACUCGUAUAUAAAACUUUAAAGUAUCAAUUUAAUAUUGUUCGGAAUGCACACUGAUUUGUCUCCACAUUUACAUACUGACGAGUGUAAUAUUUUCAUAAGGAAAUUGCAAGACUGUCAUGUUGAGCAUUCAUUCUUAAAAUUCGUUGGCUAUUGUAAUGAUUAUGACAGUGAUAUGAGACGGUGUUUAAAGGCGGAACGUUUACAACGUCAAAAACGGCAUUUUGAGGAAUCCAAGAAGAAACACGAAGCCAUUCGGGCCAGGAUUUUGGCUGCCCAACGUCAAGAAGCAAAGCAAUAA
Molecule: messenger RNA, 376 nt
Organism: Pieris rapae (cabbage white)
Lineage: Eukaryota; Metazoa; Arthropoda; Insecta; Lepidoptera; Pieridae
Product: COX assembly mitochondrial protein 2 homolog
Exons: 2
Coding region: 122-376 (84 amino acids)
Cellular component (GO): mitochondrion
Source: RefSeq, a predicted model, not a curated record